GGCGGAGCUCGAGGUGUUAGGUGUCUCUCGGUGAGUGAGGCGCGAGGGUCCCUGUGACCUGGGCGCGGGGGGAAGCGUGGAAGGGUCCUGAGUGGAAGGGCGGUGCCUGGAACAAGAGGGCGUCGCUUCGGUGGCGGGACCAGGGCUCCAGUCCCGCGGAGGCGAAGGAAGAUUCUUCAAGCAGUCACGAUGUCAAGCAACACAGAUGUUUCUCUUUCUUCAUAUGAUGAAGAUCAGGGAUCUAAACUUAUCCGGAAAGCUAAAGAGGCGCCAUUUGUCCCUAUUGGCAUGGCGGGCUUCGCAGCAAUCGUGGCAUACGGGUUAUACCGGCUGAAGAGCCGGGGAGACACAAAGAUGUCCGUGCACCUGAUCCACAUGCGCGUGGCGGCUCAGGGCUUUGUCGUGGGAGCGAUGACCCUGGGUAUGGGCUAUUCCCUGUAUCGGGAGUUCUGGGCAAAGCCUAAACCUUAGAAGAAGAAGAAAUGCCUGCUUGGUCUUUUUGAAGGCGCUUGCUUAGUUAGACAUCUCACGUCUAGGUUACGAAUUUGUAUCGAAAAUAAAUCACUUGAGUUGGUUCAGACUAGAUUACAAUGUUUUGAAUAAUGUUUUUUUCCCUCGCAUACUUAAUGCCCAAAGUUAGUGGUGACUAGUUCACUAACUGCGUCACUCGCGGUGUCACCAUGAAAGAAACAGGUCACCCAUGUGCAUUUGAAAGUGUUCAAAGGUCCACUGUCCCUAAGCCCUCAUGACAAAAUCAGUCUUCAGCAGGCCAGCCCUGAAGUGCUCCCGGUCUGCUGCCAGGUAUCACACGCCCUGCACAGUGUGUAGGGAUUCUGCUGGCUGUUAUUUCAGCUGUCGUUUGUCUGCCUUGCGGACUGCUGAGAGGACUUCAGUUCUUAGGAUUGGCUGACUCUUGACGAACUCUUUCAAAAUACGCAUGAGAUAUUACUUACAAACCCUCCCCCACCGGACCUGUGUGUGUGUGUGUGUGUGUGUGUGUUCAAACCUAGAAAACUUACAUCAGAGCUGCAUAGAAGUAGUAGUUAUUUCAGAAUCACAUUUGUAAAUCACAUUCUGUAAACAGCUUAACCAUGAUUUUCAGUUUAGCUCUUUUAUAAUUGUAGAAUUAUAUUUUUGCUGCUGUUGUAUUAGAAUAAUUUCUAAUUGUCAUCUGGAAAUAGAAGUAUUUAAGGCUAAUGCACAGAUAAAGGAACACUUUUUAAAUGUAUGCAGAAUGUUCAUUUCCUCUGUGAGAACUGUAAACAUUAGACCCUUUACCCAAAACGGCAGUGCUGAGUUGGGUUAUGGGCAAGCUGAUUUGGUCACACAUUAUACACAACUUGAAUACAAUGUAGGAUGGUUGUAAAUAUUUGUAAAAUCCCCUUAUCUAACUUGAACUUACAUUCCACGGCGACAACGUGGUAUAUGUGUUAUGUUAUUAAAGUAGGUGAACUAUCA
This is a messenger RNA of Cavia porcellus (domestic guinea pig), 1458 nucleotides long. It is a transcript of the gene Higd1a, whose product is annotated as HIG1 hypoxia inducible domain family member 1A. Lineage: Eukaryota; Metazoa; Chordata; Mammalia; Rodentia; Caviidae. Gene Ontology annotation, cellular component: mitochondrion. The record is from RefSeq and is a predicted model, not a curated record. The transcript is spliced from 4 exons. Bases 190 to 471 code for a protein of 93 amino acids. Gene Ontology annotation, biological process: mitochondrial respirasome assembly; negative regulation of apoptotic process.